AUGGAAUAUGAAAUACCCCAAUCAUUAAACAAAGUCAAACAUAUAAUAUUAAUAUUAUCAGGUAAGGGUGGAGUCGGUAAAUCAUCAGUAACAACUCAAACAGCCCUCACAUUAGUUUCAAAAGGGUAUAAUGUUGGAGUAUUAGAUAUAGAUUUAACUGGUCCGUCAUUACCAAGAAUGUUCGGAGUAGAAAAUAAACAAAUUCAUCAAUCAACACAAGGAUGGGUUCCAGUUCAAGUAUAUCCCAAUCUUAAACUUAUGUCCUUGGGGUUUUUAUUAAAAAAUAGAGGUGAUUCAGUUGUCUGGAGGGGUCCUAAAAAAACAGCAAUGAUCAAGCAGUUCCUUAAAGAUAUUGUAUGGGGCAAUGAACCAUUGGAUUACUUAUUAAUUGAUACGCCACCAGGAACAUCAGAUGAACAUAUUGCAAUUGCUGAAGAAUUAAGAUUUGCUCAACCUAUAGAUGGUGCAAUUAUUGUAACUACUCCUCAAUUAGUAGCUAUAAAUGAUGUAAAGAAAGAGAUAAAUUUCUGUAAGAAGGUUAAUUUUAAUAUACUAGGUAUUAUUGAAAAUAUGUCUGGAUUUAUAUGUCCGAGUUGUAAAGAAUGUACUAAUAUUUUUUCAAGUGGUGGAGGGGAAUUAUUAAGUAAAGAUUUGGAAUUGACGUAUCUUGGUAAUGUUCCUAUUGAUCCUAAAUUUGUUGAAAUGAUUGAAUCACAAAAUGAAGAUAAUAUAUUAAUUGAAAUGUAUAAAAAUAGUGAAUUGGAAGUGAUAAUGAGUGGUAUUAUUGAUAAGAUUUUGAAACAAGAUUUACCAUCAAGAGUAUAA
Messenger RNA from Insectozyma verbasci, 825 nucleotides. NCBI's taxonomy places the organism in Eukaryota, Fungi, Ascomycota, Pichiomycetes, Serinales, Debaryomycetaceae. The record is from the annotation of a GenBank genome assembly.